Molecule: messenger RNA, 1722 nt
Organism: Coregonus clupeaformis (lake whitefish)
Lineage: Eukaryota; Metazoa; Chordata; Actinopteri; Salmoniformes; Salmonidae
Product: 39S ribosomal protein L21, mitochondrial
Exons: 8
Coding region: 267-899 (210 amino acids)
Cellular component (GO): mitochondrial large ribosomal subunit; ribosome
Molecular function (GO): structural constituent of ribosome
Source: RefSeq, a predicted model, not a curated record
UGUCUGAUGCCGUCAACACGGUGGGAUCUGAGAGUCGCACCGUAAAUGAACUGAAGAAGAAAUGGUCAGACAUAAAGGUGGAAGUUAAGCGGAGAACUGCUGCGCACCGACAAAGUGUGGGCAGAACAGGCGGUGGUACAGGGACCGAUGAACUUGCACCCUUUGAUCAGAGAGUUGCCUCUAUUGUAGGAGACACGUUAAUCUCUGGAAUCGUAUCCGCUGAUGUAGGAGACUCGGAUAUACUACAGGACUGCCAGCAAGGCAAGAUGGCGCUGACUUUCAGGAAUGGAUAUCUGGAGAUGCUGAGAACGUGUUGGAGAUUACAAGCACAUCAUGUUAAGAUUCCUUUUCUUAAUGAAAUGGGACUUCUGUGUCCUGCCCUAGCACGUCACCAAAGUUCUCAGAGCAUCAAAUUACCAUCAAGCAGUUAUGUACCACAGACGUCCUUAUCCAGACCCUUGUGGCCAGAAGUGUCCUAUAUCACCCCUGAAGAAGAGGAGAAGCAGCACAAAGUGGUUGUAGAAAAUGUGAACACUCUUCUUGCAAAGGAAGACUAUGGAAGACUUUUUGCAGUUGUCCAUUUUGCAAGUCGACAGUGGAAAGUGACAAAUGAAGACCUGAUCUUAAUUGAAAACCACAUUGGUGCUGAAUGUGGUGACCGGAUUACUCUUGAGAAGGUGCUGCUGGUUGGUGGAGAAGAGUUCACACUGGUUGGGAGGCCCCUACUCGGUUGUGAUUUGGUCAGAGUAGAGGCAACUGUCAUUGAGAAGACUGAAUCCUGGCCAAAAGUUCAUAUGCGGUUCUGGAAAAGACACAGAUACCAGAAGAAAAGAAUUAUUGUGCAACCACAGACAGUGCUUCGGAUCAACACAAUUGAAGUUGCUCCCAGAUUGACAUGAUGCUAUAUAUUUUGAAAUGUAAAUAACGUUUUGGCCAGUGAAUGUGCCACUGAAAUUGCUCAGUAUGAAAAUAUAAUGGGAAAAUGUGUUUAUGGACAACAUUUGGUAUCUUUCAAGUGAAUCUUUGUAAAUGUACUUUUUUUAUGUAAUCAGAUGUUUUUAUUUUUUAUUUUUUUAGAUGUGCUAUAUGAGUACAAUUAAAGCAAUUGUUUAUGAAUCUGUUAUGAAAUUGGUGAAAUCCAGGCACAGGUUCUCACCUAAAUGACAAAUAGCCAUAGGACACCUAUGAAAUCAUGUUGCAGAGUGGAGAAACCUAGCUUGAAGACAGUCAAGGGAAACUUGAGGUAUUCCAGCCUGGUCUCAUAGACUAGACAUACAAUAGUAAGUGAAAAUCUGGGACACUUGGUCCCCUUCAGCCAAUUUUUGUGAACUCAGUGUGGUUCGCUUUAUUUUUUGUGCAGUGUGAACACUCCAAAAGAACUCAGACCCCUCAAAAGAGCCCCCGAACCAAACAGACCAUCUCGCUUUAAUUCCGCGGUCUGGUUCCCUUUUUUAGGACAAUGUGAAUGCAAGGCUCCCUAAGUUCGCUUUUCAUUAUUCCUGCACCACACACUAGACUACUGCAACACCGUUUCUCCUGCCAUAAACCCUCAGAUUGGUGCCACAAAGGAGAGAAGAUGAUGAUGUGCAGGUUCGUGGAAGAAAAUGUGUCCUGUUUUUGGAUAUUGAUUAGCGAUUGUCAAAGAGUUUUUAUUUUUAGAUUAUUUGUUUGCAAAAAUAUUGCAAACAAGUAAUCAUAAUAAUAAAAAAAAUGUGAUCUAUA